Sesamum indicum (sesame) is the source of this 1416-nucleotide messenger RNA. Its product is annotated as cyclin-D4-1. Lineage: Eukaryota; Viridiplantae; Streptophyta; Magnoliopsida; Lamiales; Pedaliaceae. The record is from RefSeq and is a predicted model, not a curated record.
CUCUCUCUCUCUCUCUCUCUCUCUCCCUCUCUUUCUCUCUGUGGCUCUUGCAGAUAUGGCAGAAACAUAAUGCCAAUACUUAGCAUGCAAAAAAGAACCCCCAUAAAAAUCCAUUCUUUAUGAGGUUUUGAUAACUUCCAUUCACAGCAAAGCACAUUCAUUGAGGGUUUAUUUCCCAAUGGUUGAUAAAAACAGCUUUGACUGUGCAGCAACAGACCUGCUCUGUGAUGAAGGAAGCAAAGGCUUGUGCUUUGACGAUGAUGAUGAUGAUGGUGGUCUCUUUGAGCCGUUCAAUGACCAAAGCCAUCAUCAAUCCAAUGGUGAAAAAGAAGUGAUCUUUAGCAAUGGAGGGCCAGAUUCAGAGGCAUUGAUGUAUUUGCCUUGUCUGAGCGAAGAAUGCAUUUGUUGGAUGGUUGAGAGAGAGAGGGUGCACUUGCCAAGAGAUGAUUAUCUCAGUAGAUUGAGGAGUGGAGAGUUGGAUAUACGUUUGAGAAGAAAGGCUCUUGAUUGGAUGUUUAAGGCCUGUGCCCACUACAAUUUCGGAGAGUUGUGUUUGUGCUCGGCUAUGAGUUACGUUGAUCGGUUCUUAUCGGUGUAUGAACUGCCCGUAGAUUCACUGGAGCGGGGAGAUAAAAGAUGGGCUAUUCAAUUGGUUGCCGUUGCGUGUUUAUCACUGGCAGCCAAGAUAGAGGAGGUUAAUGUUCCUUCUACUGUGGACUUGCAGGGAGGAGAGACCAAGUUCUUGUUUGAAGGAAAAACGAUCCAAAGAAUGGAGAGUGCUGAAGCUUAUACGCCAUGCAACUUCAUCGACUACUACCUCAGAAAGACAAACGAUAACGAAUUCCCAUCAGGGCCUUUGAUUACUAGAUCACUUCAAAUCAUCUUAAGCACACUCGAAGGUAUCGAGUUCUUGGAAUUCAGGCCAUCUGAAAUAGCUGCAGCUGUGGCCAUGUAUGUUUCAGGAGAAAUACAAGCAACCGACAUCGAUGAUGCAGUGUCUCGUUGCGUGGGAGUCGAGAAGGAGAGAGUAGUGAAAUGCAUUGAACUGAUUCAAGAACUGAAAUCAACCAGAGGGAUUAGUACUACUACUACUACAAAUGUGGGUAAUGGCUCAGUUUCAUCAACAUCAGAGCCACAGAGUCCAAAUGGGGUGUUGGAGGCAGCAUGCUUGAGCUAUAAGAGUGAUGAGGGAACAGUUGAGUCAUGUCCAAGUUCUUCACACACUAGCCCAGACACUAAAAGGAGGAAACUGGACCAAACAGCAACUGUAGGGGGGGAAUCUUGAAAAAGUCAUGAAAAAUUGUGAAAACAUUUUCCCUAUAAUUUUUACUUCACACCCUCAUCAGUGAGUUCUUGGUGGAUGAGAGCUUUGGUGUGGAUUCCCCCCAACACACCCAAAAAAAAAAAAAAAAAAAA